Molecule: messenger RNA, 3253 nt
Organism: Silurus meridionalis
Lineage: Eukaryota; Metazoa; Chordata; Actinopteri; Siluriformes; Siluridae
Gene: ap5b1
Product: adaptor related protein complex 5 subunit beta 1
Biological process (GO): endosomal transport
Cellular component (GO): lysosomal membrane; AP-type membrane coat adaptor complex
Source: RefSeq, a predicted model, not a curated record
UCGAGUCACGUGACAUGAACCCGCGAUCACAUGACGGGCAGAUCAGUGACAGGGAAGAGGAGUGGAGAGGGGGAUGAAAUAGCGUAAAAUAAUCAGAAAACGACACAAUUGCAUGGUGAUUUUAUGGUGAAGGUGUGCGGGAUGUGAGUGAGGAGCGUUCCGGGGUUGUGGGUCUGGUUUUUGCGGAGUUUUUGUGUUGUUUUUCGGGGCUCUUUGCGGCCUUGUGGUUCAGGGUGCACGCAUACUUCCGUACUACACAGCACGCGACAGCGCAACUUCAGCAUCAUCAUGACCUCCUGGGAUGCAAGAAUCUCCUCUUUAUUAUUCAGUCCCACUCAGUUCUUGUCUCGCACCACCUCUGAGAUGUUUUUAGCAGAACUUCUGGACAAUCUGAGGGAUGACAAAACAAAUGACAGCAAGAAGAUACUCCUGUUGUCCGUAUUCUUGGAGCAUCCCACGGUCCUUUGCACGACCACGUCCGCUGGAGAGCAGACGGCGCAUGAGCUCGUCUCUAUUCUCAACUGUACUCCACAGAAAUCGGUCGGUCUAAAAUGCCACCUCCUGCUGGCCAUCACCAGUGUUUUGAUUUGCACCUCGUGCUUGGCCGACCGAACCAAAGUCGCGGAGGACUAUUUGAGCUUUUUGUUUUCAUUGAUUCAGGACACAAACGAUAAUGUGGGAGGUCCGACUCAUCACGCGGUCAGAGCCGGGGCUUGCGAGUGUCUCAGAGAAAUGGAAACCUGCCAGCCAGGCCUUCUGUCUCAAAAGCUCGAGGCUCUUUAUUACCUUAAGCAGCAGGAAACCACCGUUCUGCAUCAGUCCUAUUGCAUGCUCUACACAGAGGUGCUCAAGAACGCGAUCCGAUUUUUGACACAAGAAAAGGAUGUGGAUAACGCUAAGCUUCGAGUCUUAGCGGGAAAUGAAGGCUUUUUGUGGAAGUUUCCCCAGUUUACAAAGUCCAACCUGUCUGUCAGCAUGGCUCAAGCUUCACAACUACCGACAACGCUGGACUUCAAAGAGCUGAAGUCCAUAAUGUCCUUAAUCUUGGAGGAAUCGUACUUGAUGACGUCACCCUCACAGGCCGCCUUGCUUAGGGGGCUUGUCGAGGUGGUAGCGAUGGUACCAGGCAUCUCUCCGGCCAUAUUCAAGUCUCAGUUGCUCAGGCUUUUCGGAACGACUGAGGUCGAGCUGAUGCACGCCACCCUGUUUAUGAAAGGCACGUUCACAGAUAGCCUCUUUACUGCUGAGGACGAACAUUUCUUGCUUAAGCGGCUCGUAGGAAUGGCGCAACAUCCCCUUCUGAGAGUUCCCGAGAAGCUCUUUUACAUUGACUGCAUUCUUCACUUUCCUGAGAACAGACCUAUCUCUAGCAGCGGAGAGGAGUGCUUGCCUGUCCUCAUUACCCCUAAGCUUACUCUAUCCCUCUUCCCUAGUGUAUUCAAUGACAGCACCACAAUGCUUUCUAGACUGAACCUUCUCUGCCUGGUACACCUCGAGGCAAAUGAGGAGGAGGACGGCCAAGGUUUGGGAUAUCUGCUCAAUCAUGUGAUGGCUCUGCUCAGAAUAGUGGACAAAAACGGCAGCAGGGAAACUGUGGUGACCUCUUUCAGAGCGAUUUACGUAUUCCUCGUGCACUUCAACCACAUGGAGAAUCUCUCAGAGAAACUUGUCCAUCGGUUACGCGAGCUGUUUUCCAGAAAUUGUCACCUCGCGCCAAAUCUGAUCAACCUCACCGACCGGAUCCAGGAACGCCUUGAGGAUUCGCUUUGGUCGGUCCGGUUGUUGAAAGCUCUUCAAAGGUGCAUUGUGGAAAUGCCUUCUUUGCAACUAACCCUUCAAAGCUUAGGUUGGCAUCUCAAAAUCUUGGCUCGGGUUGCACAGGAGAGUCAGAUCACGCAGAAAAGUAGUAUCUGCUUCCUCCGUGACAUCCUCGUCAAUUCGAACCUUUGCGAAAGGAGGAGCUGGCACGUCGGUACCGCUAUCCUCGCGGUAUGCCGCAAUUUGCUUCAGCACCCUACGUUGAACCAAAUGUUCAUUGAACUGGCAGAUCUUCUUCAGCACAUGUCCAGACACUACGAGGACACGGACAUUCAAGACCACGCUCGGUUUUACUACACCCUCCUUACCAACUUGUCUUGGAAAAACUUGCCAGUUCUCGCCAAUGCCCCCAUCGGAGGACAGGCAAAAAUCCGAUCCUUGUCUACCAUCACUGCAAACGAAGAACUUGGCAGUUGUUCGAUAGUUCUCCAGACGGAGAGUUGUAUCAUUCAGCUUGAAAAGAUUUCCCCAAAUGAUUCUCAGGAUUUAGUUCAAACUGCAGAAGUCCCGACUCAGAAGGACUUAUACGAGUUUUACCAAGAGCAACUAAAAACCCCCGGCUUUGCCUCAGAGGUCACGUUGAGGUACAACCUGACUCACGCAAACCUCACGGAUCCUAGAUUCGAUCGUAUCUUCACCAUAUGCUUGCAUUUUGACGCAGACAUGUCGCACUAUGCGAAAGUCGAAGACAUCUACGUGCCGUGCCUUUUCAGAGACAGGAAGCCGCAACGAGUCAGCGUGAACCUGAAGCCGUAUCACCCGUACCCAACAAGAUUACGAGUGAGCGCCAUUUUCACCACGGAAGACGGCCAGUCCUGGCACACUCAUCUACCUGAUGUUAGAGUGUCAUUCCCUGAGAUAUUUCUUCCUGUCCCUUUACCGCUAGGUACACCGCCUCAACUUAAAGAGGACAUGUUUGAUCGGAUUUGGGAUGCGCUAGCAUCCGGGGAACCGAGCGCUUCAGAGACGAGCCUCUUUUGUUUUAAGGCUGAAGGUGACACUCUAGCGGAUCUGAUUAAGAAUUUCCAGAGGUACGUGAUUUCACAAGGACCGAACGGGUGGAAGGUCCUGUUUUUCCUUCCACCAACAUUUCAUGUUUUAUUGAAUAUCAGAGAGGGCGAGGACAGUGUUCAAGUCAGCGUCGCGACAGACAACUGGGAACUGCUCCCUCACGUCAACUCCUACUUACAAAGCCUAACAGUGCCCUGUAACACAGCAACAGACAACAGAUCUGGAAUUGAGGAGCUCCGGGGUCCUGAUAUACCUUGUUAGCUGUUGUUGAAUUUUUAUUGAAAUUGAUUGAAUAUGUAUUUUUUUAAUUGCUUGUCUUGAAAAUACAAUUGUUUGCACCGAAUGAUAUUUUGAUGCCAAAGAAAUUUACAGUAUGGUGUAUAUUGACAAAUAACUCAAAUUGCAGUAUUAAUAAAAGAAAAAU